Homo sapiens (human) is the source of this 449-nucleotide messenger RNA. RefSeq names its product S100 calcium binding protein A6 (gene S100A6). Gene Ontology annotation, cellular component: nuclear envelope; cytoplasm; plasma membrane. Bases 80 to 352 code for a protein of 90 amino acids. The record is from RefSeq and is a predicted model, not a curated record. NCBI's taxonomy places the organism in Eukaryota, Metazoa, Chordata, Mammalia, Primates, Hominidae. The transcript is spliced from 3 exons. Gene Ontology annotation, biological process: monoatomic ion transmembrane transport. Gene Ontology annotation, molecular function: calcium ion binding; zinc ion binding; monoatomic ion transmembrane transporter activity.
AUCCCCUCGACCGCUCGCGUCGCAUUUGGCCGCCUCCCUACCGGCCCUCUGCUGCCAGCUCCAAGCCCAGCCCUCAGCCAUGGCAUGCCCCCUGGAUCAGGCCAUUGGCCUCCUCGUGGCCAUCUUCCACAAGUACUCCGGCAGGGAGGGUGACAAGCACACCCUGAGCAAGAAGGAGCUGAAGGAGCUGAUCCAGAAGGAGCUCACCAUUGGCUCGAAGCUGCAGGAUGCUGAAAUUGCAAGGCUGAUGGAAGACUUGGACCGGAACAAGGACCAGGAGGUGAACUUCCAGGAGUAUGUCACCUUCCUGGGGGCCUUGGCUUUGAUCUACAAUGAAGCCCUCAAGGGCUGAAAAUAAAUAGGGAAGAUGGAGACACCCUCUGGGGGUCCUCUCUGAGUCAAAUCCAGUGGUGGGUAAUUGUACAAUAAAUUUUUUUUGGUCAAAUUUA